AUGGGGCACCUUCCAGGAGCCUUCCCGGCCCCCAGGGCUGCAGCCCCACCUACUGUCCAGCCGCUGGGCCCCCACCAGGGCAGCAGCUGGAUGCGCCAAGGCCAUCCUGACUAUGGUGAGAAGCUGACCAGUGUGACAGACGGCCGGGGCGUCCGGGCUGCACUGUCCACGCAGAGGGCAGAGGACUCCAGCGAGAGCCGUGAGGAGGAGCAGGCGCCCAAUGGUCGGGACCCGAACAUGCUGUUUUCUGGGGGGGCUGGAAGGCUGCCCCCCCUGAACCUCACCCAUCAGGCACCCUCGUGGCGGGAGGAGUAUAAGGGGCAGGUGAACUUACACGUGUUCGAGGACUGGUGUGGGGGCGCCGUGGGCCACCUGAGGAAGAACCUACACUUCCCACUGUUCCCUCAUCCUCCUGAGCCCCUGUCCUGUGGCCUAGGAGACGUCCAGUUCUCUGUGGCUUCAGAUGACAACUCUGAGUUCUGGCUGAGCCCAAAUGAGAGCCCGGCAGGUGCCCAGCUGGUGGCCUUUGUGGGCAAGACUGGCUUGGAGUGGACGGCCCCUGGAGAGUUCACCAAGUUCAGCUCACAGGUGUCCAAGCCCAAACGGCUCAUGGCCUCCCGGAGGUACUACUUUGAGCUGCUGCACAAGCAGGACGACCGAGGCUCAGACCACGUGGAAGUGGGUUGGCGAGCCUUCCUGCCUGGCCUGAAGUUUGAGGUCAUAGGCUCUGCUCACCUCUCCCUGUACACAGAUGAAUCAGCCCUGAAGAUGGACCAUGUGGCCCAUGUCCCACAGUCCCCAGCCAGCCACGUGGGGGGGCACCUGCCACAGGAGGAGCCCAGAGCCGACAUGCUGAGGCCGGACCCCCGGGACACCUUCUUCCUGACUCCUCGCGUGGAGCCUGCGAGCCUGGAGAAUGUGCUGGAGCCCUGCGCCUACGCCCCCACCUAUGUGGUCAAGGACUUUCCUAUCGCGAGAUACCAGGGACUACAGUUUGUGUACCUGUCCUUCGUUUAUCCCAAUGACCACACGCGCCUCACUCACAUGGAGACGGACAACAAGUGCUUCUACCGCGAGUCACCGCUGUACCUGGAAAGGUUUGGGUUCUAUAAGUACAUGAAGCUGGACCAGGAGGAGGGGAGAGACGAGCCGGCGCAGCGCCGAGCCUUUCUGAGGCCCCCCGCCCGGGCACAGGCCGCCCCGGGGAGCCGGGAGGGCCAGGCACGGCCGCUGGGACUCGCAGCGCCCACGGAGAACUUGAACGCGUCCUCCGAAACGCGACCAGCGACCUCCUUCCUGAGCUGGUCCCAGGUGUCCAGGCCGCAGCUGCCUGGGGAGGGGGAGGAGGGGGAGGAAGAGGAGGAGGGGGCCCCCGACGACGAGGCUGCGUCAGAAGACAGCGAGGAGGCCGCAGGCCCCGCGCCCGGCCGCUGGCGCGAGGAGGCCAUCAACUGGCAGCGCACCUUCAGCGUGGGCGCCGUGGACUUCGAGCUGCUGCGCUCCGACUGGAACGACCUGCGCUGCAAUGUGUCCGGGAACCUGCAGCUGCCUGAGGCCGAGGCCGUGGACGUGGUGGCUCAGUACAUGGAGCGGCUCAACGUGCACCACAGCGGGCGCUACGCGCUCCUGCGGAUCGUGAACGUGGAGAAGCGCCGGGACUCGGCCCGCGGGAGCCGCUUCCUGCUGGAGCCAGGUGCGUGCCGGCGCGGGGGCGCUGCGGGGUGGCGCCUGGCUCGGGAGGGGAAGCUCUCGGUGCCCCGCGGGAAGGGCAGGCAGCGCCCCUGGUCCGACGGCGCGCCCUGCGCGGUGCGGUCGAGCCGGGCGCAGAGGCCCCAUCUUCUCCCAGUGAAGAACCAGGCCCGCUGGGUGGCCCAGUUCCUGGCGGACAUGGCCGCGCUGCGCGCGCGCACCGGGGACUCGCACUUCAGCGUCGUCCUGGUGGACUUCGAGAGCGAGGACAUGGACGUGGAGCGGGCUCUGCGCGCCGCGCAGCUGCCGCGGUACCAGUACCUGAGGCGAACCGGAAACUUCGAGCGCUCCGCAGGGUUGCAAGCGGGAGUGGACGCGGUGGAGGACGCCAGCAGCAUCGUCUUCCUCUGCGACCUGCACAUCCACUUCCCCCCGAACAUCCUGGACGGCAUCCGCAAGCACUGCGUGGAAGGCAAGCUGGCCUUUGCGCCUGUGGUCAUGCGCCUGGGCUGCGGCAGCUCGCCGGGGGACCCACAUGGGUACUGGGAGGUGAACGGCUUCGGCCUCUUUGGGAUCUACAAGUCGGACUUCGACCGCAUCGGAGGCAUGAACACUGAGGAGUUCCGGGACCAGUGGGGUGGCGAGGACUGGGAGCUCCUGGACAGGGUCCUGCAGGCGGGGCUGGAGGUGGAGCGGCUCCGGCUGAGGCACUUCUACCACCACUACCACUCCAGGCGGGGCAUGUGGGCCGCACAUAGCCGAGGCCGGAAGGGGGAGGGACCCUGAUGCCCGGAGACAGCCCCUGCUGCAGUCCUGAGCCUGGUUCCUGGAGACCCAGGGGCUCACCACAGGGCACAGCCCCAACCAGUGCCUGCCCACUCUGGCCCCCACCCUCCCUCCAGAGGCCGCCCAGCUCGGGUCAGGCCCGGCUCGUCCCCACACUCUGUGCAAUGAUUUCUGUGAAAUUUUGCUGUAGCGAUGACAUUGUUUUCAGGAUUUCCAAGAGUUCUGUCUGUUCCGUUUUUUAUUCAGAAUGAAAUGAAAUAUUUUUUUUAGUUCUGA
Molecule: messenger RNA, 2751 nt
Organism: Miniopterus natalensis
Lineage: Eukaryota; Metazoa; Chordata; Mammalia; Chiroptera; Miniopteridae
Source: RefSeq, a predicted model, not a curated record